UUAGUUGGAUCUUCCCUGUGCUUACACGAAGAGAUCAACUUCAAAGACCAGAAAAAAAUAACAAAAACUCCAGUUUCCCCUUUUCAUUUCUUACUCUUUGUCGACGAGACUAACGCUAAAUCACAGGUUUUGUUGUUGGAACUGAAGUUUUAAGGUGAUGGCGAGGAUCAAACCUCAAGCUCUGCUACAACAAAGCAAAAGAAAGAAAGGGCCAUCUCGAAUAAGUCCUACAACAAUUAUAAUGUCGACUUUGAUUUUUGUUUUGAUUGUGUUUUUUGUCUAUGCCUCCUACAGACAUUGGACUCAAAGGUCAAGAAUGCUUAUAGAGAACAAGCAAUCAGUUAUCGAGGGUGACAACUCUUUCAUGGAUUCCAAGAAAUCUGAUCUCCCAGGAUACGCUAUUUUAGAUACCACUAAAGGCUCUAUAACAGUGGAGCUCUUCAAGGACAGUUCUCCUGAAGUUGUUGAUCAAUUUCUUGAUUUAUGUCAGAGAGGACGCUUCAAUGGAAUGCUUUUUCGCCAUGUGAUAAAGCAUUAUGUGAUUCAGGCUGGCGAUAGUGAUAAGUUGGGAGCUGUAGAGGACUGGACUUUGAAAGGAAAACAAUACAGCCAACUCGAUACAAGUUUGAAGCAUGAAGCAUUCAUGCUUGGAACUUCUAAGGCAAAGCAUGAUGAUAAAGGAUUUGAGCUUUUCAUUACAACUGCACCAAUCCCAGAUCUAAACGAGAAGCUUAUUGUCUUUGGGAAGGUCAUUAAGGGAGAAGACAUUGUUCAGGAAAUUGAAGAGGUGGACACAGAUGAACAUUAUCGACCUAAAUCUUCAAUAGAGAUCCGCAAUGCGACCCUGAAACAAAGCAUCUAAAUCAAACACAAGGAAAUUAUCCGAACAAAGUUUCGUCACACCAUCAUUUAAAUGGUUCAGAAGAAUAUAUGGUGCAUUCUUUAUUUGAGCUUCUAGCAUUUUCCUUUAUUUUCUGUUUCCGAGUCUAUUUUGAUAUGGUAAUGGACACUGUAUUUGUAAUUUAAAAAGUAGAAUAAAGUGGAUGAGAUGUAAUUUACA
This is a messenger RNA of Hibiscus syriacus, 1060 nucleotides long. Its product is annotated as peptidyl-prolyl cis-trans isomerase CYP21-3, mitochondrial-like. The record is from RefSeq and is a predicted model, not a curated record. The transcript is spliced from 8 exons. NCBI's taxonomy places the organism in Eukaryota, Viridiplantae, Streptophyta, Magnoliopsida, Malvales, Malvaceae. Bases 158 to 862 code for a protein of 234 amino acids. Gene Ontology annotation, molecular function: peptidyl-prolyl cis-trans isomerase activity. Gene Ontology annotation, biological process: protein peptidyl-prolyl isomerization.